UUUUUCAGAAUUCUUUCUCUCUCUACCUUUAGUAUUCUCUCUCCUCUUGUCAAUCCUCUGCGGCUCUGCUAAUGCGUCUUCAUCUUCUUUAACUUCCUUAAUUCUCCUUGCAUACCUCUUCAUCUUCUUUUCGAUCUUCUUUCAAUUCUCCGGGAUGUCGUACUCAAGACGCGAUGUUCACUCACCAUCACCUUACAGACGGUAUGGUCGCUCUUUCUCGAGAUCCUUGUCAAGUUCAAGUUCGUUUUCAAGGAGUCGAUCAAGGAGCCGUGAGAGUAGUGUAGAGAAUCCAGGAAAUAACAUGUAUGUGACUGGAUUGUCAACACGCGUCACCAGGAAAGAACUUGAGAAGCACUUCUCGAGUGAGGGAAAUGUGGAGGACAUCCACCUCGUAACUGAUCCAUGGACCAAAGAAUCACUGGGUUUUGGCUUUGUGACCAUGUCCUUUCUCGAGGAGGCAGAUAGUUGUAUCAAGUAUCUUAACCGCUCUGUACUUGCAGGGCGUGUCAUCAUAGUUGAGAAGGUAUAUAUUUGUUUUUCUAUAUACACUUCCAGUUCCCUCUCCCCUUGGCAGAUAUUAUCAUCAUAUCAGCGCUUUCAGCGGAGCUCAGCAAUUCACAAGCAUUGGUAUUCACAGGUUCGUUGUGAUUAACCUUAGAUGAAAAUACAAUGGGUUUGCUGGUAUAGUGCCCUUUGUCUCUAAAAUUCUUCUGGUCUUGGUAAUGCUGAUUCUGAGUUGUCUUUAUUCGUUUUUUUCAAGUAUUAGUAAUGCCUAUUAGCUCAAUUGGUAGAGCUAUAUGCGAUUGCACAAUGAUGCAGGUACGAAUCCUACAUAGGCAACUCUUUGGUAAUAUUUUUUUUUUUGCUAAUUUCUGUAAAAUUAUAAAUAAUGAGCAUUUCUUUUUUGAAUAUUGAGUAAUUUGAGAUGUUAAAAUAUUUUCUCAUUUAGACACAAUGAGAAAAGUUUUGAAUAUUAACAAACCUGAACUUUAAAAUAUAAAUAAUGAACAAAAAUAUUUGUUCAUUUGUGUAGACUAUAAAAAAUGAGCAAAUUCUUUGAAUGUUAAGUAAUCUGAGGUUUUAAAAUAUUUUCUCAUUUAGACACAAUGAGUAAAAUUUUUGAAUUUUAACAAAUUCGAACUUUAAAUUUUGUUCAUUUGUUUGUAACUACAAAAGUUUAAAUUUUGAUAUGCACUAAUUAACCGAUCCUUGAUCCUUCCAAGAAAAAUAAGAAUAGUUAGUUAUUCUUAUUUCUUGAAACAUAAACUCAAAUAGAACAUGAACUGACAAGAACUUAAUAAAUAUUAACCCAAAACUCCAAAGGUAAAUAGAACAAUACAAAAAGUAAAGAUUAACCUACGUGGGAUUCGAACCGACAUCUUUAGUGUAUUUGCACAAUGCUCUACCUAUUGAGCUAGUAGGCCAAUGUGCUUAAUUGAAUCAACAAAAGUAAAGCAAAAACCAAAAAAAAAAAAAGUAAAGACAAACACAGAAAGACUUGGUUUCCCAUAGAAAGACUAAAUGGCAUGCAACAAUACUGGCUAUGAACCUUCGGCGUAAGCUAGGGCUGCAAGCCAACAAUAAUAUAAUUCUUCUUUUUGUUGACCUCCUUUGCAAAUCCCUUCUGCAAACCGUCCAAGAGAGACUCAAAUACAACAACAACAACAACAACUACCUCUUGGCGGUGUUCCUGAGCACGAGGAUAAGUGGGUUUUCAACUGGUUCGCAAUUGGACUCGUCUUCAGGUAUUCCUUCAUGUCCUUCACAAGAGACUCUGGUUUAUGAGGUGGGGAUUUAUUCUUAGUACUUCAGUAGUGAGGACCACCAUACCAGCUGCCACAACACUAAGUUGCUCUUUCAUCCUCAUCUUAGCCGCCUCCACAGGCGUGUCAGUUAGCCAUUGAACGUCAUCCUCAUCGAUCCCCAUCAUCAUCUGACAUGCUCUCGGUAAGGGAACGGUCCUCAUCAGACUCGCAUGUCUUCUUCUUGAUUGACUUAGAUGGACCUUCUUUAGAGGACAUCUUUUCUUCCCUGCUACUACCGUAUCAGCAGCUUCACCAUUCCCGAGACGUUCCUUCUCAGCCCUUCUUAGUCCUUGACAACUCCAUUUGUUUGUUUAUCUGACAUGAAUUGAGAAGAGGGGGGCAGAAACCCACGUAUAUAUUGAUCAACAAACUCCAGCCAAUUGUCCACUAUACGGAUAAUUAGACCUACCAACCUUAGAAAGUUAGCUCUCUAAGCUAAUGCAAUUAGCUGACUCUAAAGUUAGAAGGAAUUCUUUGUCAAUCGCAUGAGCAAUCAUCCAUAAAAGAUGUGAUUUAUUCUUCAUGCUCUAAUGCUCUAUACCCUUUCUAAUUGCAUUAAUUUAGAAGUUUGCUAGCUAGAUAUCCAACCAAGGCACCAAUAAUGAGCUAAAUGGCAUAACAAGACUAUUGCAUGGCCUCCUGGUUAAGAUUAAAUCAGUCCCGAUCAGCUAAAAAAAGUGACUAGAAAAUCUAAAAUACAUAAUGGGUAAGUAAUAUCAGUUCUAAUGAAUUCAGGAAAAGUAAGUUUUUAUCAACAAUAAGCAAUUCAUUACAGGAUUAGUAUCAGUUCUAAAAUUUUAUAAGCUCUUGAAAACAAGAAAACAGAAUCAUUACAUGAGAUUUGCCUCAGUACUAAAAUUCUAGCGAACAGAAACAAUCAAGUUUGAGAACUAAUUAGGCAAUAUAAGAGAUUACAAGUUUACAGUUUGCUAGUUCCUCAACUAGUUGCAAAUCAGACCCCAUAUCAUAGCCAAGAAGAAAAUCAGAAUUUUAAAAACAAUUGCUCAUUUGUGUAAAAUAUCAAAAUGAGCAAAAAAAAUAAAAAAAUAAAAAUUAAGGUAAGCAAUUAGAAUUUUAAAAAUAUUUUCUCAAUUGUGUAAACUAUAAAAAACGAGCAUAUUUUUUUGGAUAUUAAGUAAUUUGAGUUUUUAAAAUAUUUGCUCAUUUAGACACAAUUAAUGAGCAAACUUUUUGAAUAUUAACAAACACGAAUUUUAAAAUUUUAAAGUUGAGCAAAAAUAUUUGCUCAUUUGGGUAAACUAUAAAAAUGAGCAAAACUAUUUGCUCAUUUGUGUAAAUUAUAAAAAAUGAGCAAAUGAAUGUUUUGAAUAUUAACAAACCCGAACUUUAAAAUUUUAAAAAUGAGCAAAAAUAUUUGCUCAUUUGUGUAAACUAUAAUAAAUGAGCAAAAAUAUUUGCUCUUUGUGUAAAUUAUAAAAAAUGAGCAAAUUUUUGAAUGUUAAGUCAUUGGAGAUUCUAAAAUAUUUGCUCAUUUAGACACAAUGAGAAAAAGUUUUGAAAUAUUAACAAUCUGCACUUUAAAAUUGUAUAAAUGAGCAAAAAUAUUUGCUCAUUUGUGUAAAUUAUAUAAAAUGAGCAAAAAUAUUUGCUCACAAUCAGGAAUUCCAACUAGUCCCUAAUGCCCUACCCUCUAAGAACAAGAUGUAGUAAAGCUCGUACAACAAGGGCAUGCUCUCAUUGUGAAACAAGCUUCAACUGAAAAAGAAUCAGAGCCAAACAACAUUGUUUGGAUUGUUUGGAAUGAUAGAGAAAGAACUCUGAUGGAAAUUUCGUAAAAAAAAAUGAACCCCUAAUUAGAAAAGGAGGGAGUAGUUAUUUUAUGCAGUAUAAUUCAGAACAACUCUUUGCUGUUAGAACAGGUCCUGUCAUUCUUAUUAAAAUAAUUCAGAAAAGAAAACCUUUAGCACUAGGAGGCUAAUAAACUCCAUAAACAUUGGCUUAAACGUCAGCUUCAGAAUUAUAAGAUAUAUAUUAACAUUAACCUGUCUUGAAUAAUUCUUGGUUCCAAUCAAUAUGUUAACUUAUAGAGACUUAGAUAACAAAGACACCCUAUCUUCCCUUAGAGAUCGUGUCCUUAGAGAGAGAGAGAGAGAGAGAGAGAGAGAGGAGGAGAAUCUGUUGUAUUCUGCUCAUUUCUUCCUAACGAGCUCGUCAUGUUAAGCUAUGUAUGAAAGUAUAGUAUCCAAACACAGUGUACCGAGUGCAAAUCUAUCUGAUUGUCAGGUUUUAAACAAGUGGCCAUUUGACAGAGGUAUUUUCGGUCGUUGACGAAUACACCUUUAUCAAACAAAAUUUAUAGAUUCACCUACCUAACCGACUAUAUGAGCUAUAGUGGUAAUUAAGAUUGGGAUCGUCCCAAGGAAACGGAGUGAAAUGAGUUUGCUAGUCAAGCUAGUUUAAGACGGAGUUUGAAUUUGAUUAUCAACUACAAAGCUAUGCUAUCAAACGAGUUAUGCAAUAAAGUAAAGCAUUAGGGAAUUGGGGAUAGACAUAGGGUAAAUUAGGGGAAGGACGAAGUUUAACACACAUUCAUGAUGCAAUGUCUUGACACAUAGGGGAAAAGCAAUAAAUGACGCGCUCGCCACCUCUCAUAUAGAACGCGCUUAGAUCUCUAAUCGAGGAAGAGCUCUCACAUAAUCCUAAGACUAAACAACUAGCAAUUGAAACCAACUCUUCACAUGCAACAUAGAUAUUCACAAUCUCUUGCCAAAUCAAAAUGAAGCACUCCAAUCAAUCCUAAUUUAACUAGCAUUUGCAACUACUAAUUCAUUAGUCAUGGAAUUCCUAGCAUCAAAUCAGAAUUUAAUCACAUCAAUAAUCAUGAAUCAUCCUUCAAUUUCACCCAAUUCAAUCCCUAGUUUCCCCCCUAGCCCUAACUAGAAACUACUCACUACUCAUAGUUUUAACUAAGGAAAUCAAAGAUUGAAGGCAACUAGACAUUGAAUUGAAAGAUUGAAUUAAGAGAAUCGAAAGCUAAGAAUUCAAUUGAGAAUCAAUGGAUAAUAAGAAUCAACCAAAACUAUCAUCAAAGCAAUUGAACAAUAAAAAACUCAAGAAGAAUAGAAAAGCAUUAAAGAUUGAAUUGAAAUUGCAAUAAAGAAUUCAAGAGUUGAAAGAGAAUUACAAGUUGAAGCUUCCUCCAAUGUAGUUUCUAUAUCCUAAUCCAAAAAAACUAAGAACUCUCUCUCUAAUAUUCAGAAAAAUCUAAUUAUGAAAUUCUAAAAUUGAAUGAUUAUGAAUUAAAAUCGAAAAAGCUAUUUAUAUGUUUCCCCAAAUAGCAACUUAAAAUUCAAACAAACCAAGCUCGCGUCGACGUUCGGUCGCACAGACCCUCUAUGCGAUCGAACGAGUGAAAUCGUGUGGGCACACAUAAUCUUUGUGCGAGCAAACAGAGCGAAGAUCAAUCUCCUUCGUCAUGUUCGAACGCACGAAAUUUCUGUGCGAUCGAACAGACCUGCCUUACCCAAAUUCCUCAAAAUCUUCAGUGUGGUCGCACAGUAACUUUGUGUGGGCGCACAAAUUCUUGUGCGGGCGAGUGAUAUCCUGUGCGAUCGAAUCCAAAAUCUGGGGACAUUCUGCCUAGAAAUUCCAUUUUGUGCGGUCGUUGAAC
Spinacia oleracea (spinach) is the source of this 5436-nucleotide messenger RNA. Its product is annotated as serine/arginine-rich splicing factor SR45a-like. Gene Ontology annotation, molecular function: RNA binding. NCBI's taxonomy places the organism in Eukaryota, Viridiplantae, Streptophyta, Magnoliopsida, Caryophyllales, Amaranthaceae. The record is from RefSeq and is a predicted model, not a curated record. The transcript has 4 exons. The coding region runs from base 155 to 652 and encodes 165 amino acids.